GCGUGCGUAAGACUCAAGCAUCCCCGAUACUGAGGCCUUCUCCCACACGGUGGCACUGCUGGGAGCGUUGCCACUGGCUCCUCGGUGCCAGGGAUUAUUAUCGGCCGAGAGAACGAUUUUCCUUUUAAAGGUUAUACACUCUCAGCGAGAAACAAGAGUGCCCAAAGAGACACAUGAUCUUAUAGAUCCACAAGUGCUCUAGAAUCUGGAAGCUGCAUGAAACUUGCAUCCCGAGCGCGUCGUGUCGUGUGACCCGAUGAGAAGGCUGCACGACCAUCCCUCUGAUGCUUGGCUGCGACGACCCCGAGUGUUCCCCCACUACUGCCUUUCCCAGGACCCCCGCGAGCGCAUUCCUGUGAGUCCCUCCCGGCAUGGCCCGCCCCGCAAGUCCUUGUCGCUCCGCCGUCGUGAGAUCCUUCCAAGAGUUCUCUUCGCCGCGUGAUCCUCGAACGGAAGGAAGAGUCUAGCAAGGACAUCCUCCUUACUCAAGAAAAAUCCUACCCUUUCUCCUUCAGCAAUACGUAUAGUCUGCCAGACGAAAGGCUCUUAAAAGAGUUUUGGCGUCACAAGGGAGUCCUGCAGGACCUCGUCGUUCUGUGCUCCCCUCCCCCGUACCGCGUCCGUCAAGAUUUGUAUACUGAAUGAAGUCCCACCGCACGACAAUGUGACAUAAGGCCUACCGCGUGUUGUGGGCGUCGAGGCGCGCUCAGGCCUCCUCCAACACCCCAACCAUCACCACCACCACCAUCACCGCCACGCCCCCAGCCACAGCCUCCGUCGAAGAAGACAACGCAGACCCCAAGAGACGCGAGAGCAAGGGCGCCAGCGAGAGCUGCAUCAGCCCCGCCGCGGCCGCCGCGAGCAGCCCCGGUUCGAACACGAGCCCCACGAGCACCACCACCGCCACAAUCUCUCACACGGUGAAAAUGCUAAGUCCCAAAAUGCAGCGCACGAUCAGGAUUAACGAGAACCAGGUGCUCAUGCUGGCGGAGAAGGCGAGGCAUGACCACAACUACUCCGGCUACCUCUACAAGCGAUCCUCAGACUCCAACAAGUGGCAACUCCGAUGGUUUACACUUUACCAGAACCUGCUCUUCUACUCCGAAGGGGAAUCGAGCGUAAAACCUUCAGGUGUGAUAAUGCUCGAGGGUUGCUACUGCGAGCGACUCAUCACCACCAACACCAACACGAAGAAUAAGGACACGGACAAACAGUUCUGCUUCGCCAUCACCUACCGCCGUGAGAACCAGCGACAGUAUGACCUGAAGGCGGAGACAGAGGGCGAAUGUAAGGCCUGGAUCGACGUCAUCCGACAGGCGUCCUUCAACAAACUCCUGCUGCAGAAGGAAGAGCUGGAGCAGAAGCACUUGCACCUUCUGCAGAUCGUGGAGAGCGAGAAGACGGCCAAAUGGCAGUACACGCAGCAGUGCGAGGAACUCACUUCGGAGAUCAAGAAACUCAGAGCAGAGUUAUGCACGCUGAAGAAGGAGUGGCGGGUGGUUCCCUCCCGGCGGCUGGAGGACCUUCCCGAGGACUCCGAAGAGAUCAAGAAGAUUAAGAAAGUGCAGAGCUUCUUCAGGGGCUGGCUCUGUCGACGGCGGUGGAAGCAGAUCGUCGAGGAGUAUAUCCGCUCUCCACACGCAGAGAGUAUGAGGAAGAGGAACAGCCUGGUGUUCCGAAUGGUCGAAGCGGAGGAAGAAUACGUCGAGCAGCUGAACCUCCUCGUGUCCUGCUUCCUUCGGCCCUUCAAGAUGGCGGCGUCGUCGAAGAAACCUCCCUGCAGCCACGAGGACGUGAACAGCAUCUUCCUGAACUCGGAGACGCUGCUCUUCCUCCACCAGAUCUUCCUCAAAGGACUCUCGGCCAGGAUGGAGAGCUGGCCCACGCUGGUGCUUGGGGACUUGUUCGACAUGCUGCUGCCAAUGCUGAGUAUCUACCAGGAGUACGUGAGGAAUCACCACUACAGCCUGCAGGUCCUGGCUGAGUGCAAGCAGAAUCCUCACUUCGGGGCCUUCCUCAACCGCCUUGAGAACAAACCCAACCUGCAGGGACGCACUCUCGAGACCUUCCUCACGUAUCCAAUGCAUCAGAUCCCACGGUAUAUCAUAACGCUGCACGAGUUACUGGCCCACACCCCACACAACCACGUGGAGCGCAAGAGUCUGGAUCACGCAAGGAUGCAGUUGGAGGAUCUCUCACGCCAGAUGCACGACGAGGUGAGCGAGACGGAGAACAUCCGGAAGAACCUGGCCAUCGAGCGCAUGAUCGUGGAGGGCUGCGACAUCCUGCUGGACGUCAACCAGAUGUUUGUACGUCAGGGUAAGAAGCCGGCAGCCGCCGCCGCUCUCAGUUCCUGCUUCCCGAAGGAGGCCGUCCCCUCCUUCCCGCGCAGGUCCAUCGACUUCCCGCGCAAGACCACCGACCUUUUCACCUCGGAGGACGGGGAGGAGGCAGGAGCGACGCCUCGCUCUCAGCGCUCGCACUCCACCGUGUCCUACAUGUCCCGCGAGCAACAGAUAGCCACUUUUGGCAACCGCCGCCGCCUCUCAUCGCUGCGGCAGAGCUCCAUAGGUGGAAUGAUGCCGGCGGCGGCGGCUGCGGCUGCGGCGGCGGCCAGCAGUUCGGGCUCGGCGGGAGCGUCCAUGGUGCGACACACGCUGAGCCUCGGGGCCUCGCCCCUGUCGCCGCCUCAGCCCGACUCCGGCCGCCGCGCCUCGGACAUCCCCAGGAUCCGUAAGAAGAGUGUGCGCAUCUCUGACGAAUCCUUCGACGAGUGCGAGGAGCUGGCGGCCUCAGGCAGCUCCUCCCAGCUUGGCCCCCCGUUCACCCUCGGCCACGCCCAAUUCCUCGCCGAGGAUCAGGAAGCUGGCGGAGGAGCUGGAGGAGCCGCCCGAGCCGCCGGCCUCACGCCCGUGGAGGAGCGCUCGUCUCUCGAUUCCGGGGAAGACCCGCGACAGGCAGCGGCUUCCUGAGAUCAGGCUGAGCGGCGCUCCUCGCGCCCCCCCUCUCGUAGUGCCAGUGUCAGGUGCGGACUACCGCCGACCCUGCCCUGCUGCCCUUGUUGAUCCUCAUGUUGCUGCCAAGCGAUGGCGUCAGGCACCCCACCCCCACCCCACCCCGAGGGCCCAGGCCAG
Molecule: messenger RNA, 3134 nt
Organism: Penaeus vannamei (Pacific white shrimp)
Lineage: Eukaryota; Metazoa; Arthropoda; Malacostraca; Decapoda; Penaeidae
Source: RefSeq, a predicted model, not a curated record